Molecule: messenger RNA, 516 nt
Organism: Lactuca virosa
Lineage: Eukaryota; Viridiplantae; Streptophyta; Magnoliopsida; Asterales; Asteraceae
Source: the annotation of a GenBank genome assembly
AUGAUGCUUUGCCACAUAGUAGGACUUCAUGGAAACCAAGAAACAAAGGCAUCUACUAUGUUGGACCACUCCCAUUCUUGCUUGCACAACAUUGAAAAAGCUCAAGGUCAGUUAGGAUUGGUCUCAUUGGUUGAAGACGUUGAUUUGAUACAAUACAAAGAUGAAGAAUAUGUUGACUACGUUAAAGAAAAAGAAAAAGGAAAACAAGUUGAAAAAGAUGCAGAUACAAAAGAAAAUGAUGACAUUGGUGCAGAGAAUUAUUGUCUUUUGAUAGAAAGUGAGUUUAAAACCAUUUUGGAGUGUAGAAACAGAAUUCAAAAAACAUUGGAGCAUGCACUUCAAAAAUAUCCAGAUGAUAGAGAACUAUGUGGAUGGUUUGAAAGGUUUGUGAACAUUGAAAAAAUGUUUAACAAAGACAUUGGUGAAUCAUCAAGAUCAAGAGAAAAAGAAAAUGAAAAUGAGACAGGUGAAAAAGAGUUUGAAGAUCGGUUAGAAACAGAAAAAGGUGAAGAAUAA